CUCAUUACUCAUUAGUACUACUAAUUAAUUUCACUCUAUUUUCCCCAAUCAUUUCCAUCAAAAUUCAUCGUCACUAAAAAUAAUCAUACAAAAAAUGACUGGCUCGGGAUCACCAUGUGGUGCUUGCAAGUUCUUGAGAAGAAAAUGUGUGAGAGGAUGUGUUUUUGCACCUUAUUUCUGCCAUGAACAAGGAGCUGCUCAUUUUGCAGCUAUACACAAAGUCUUUGGUGCCAGCAAUGUUUCAAAACUUCUUGCUCACUUGCCCGUAAGUGAUCGCUGCGAAGCCGCGGUAACGAUCUCUUAUGAAGCUCAAGCAAGGCUGCAGGAUCCAAUUUAUGGCUGUGUUUCCCACAUCUUUGCCCUUCAGCAACAGGUUGUGAGUCUACAAGCUCAACUGGCAUUUCUCAAAGAACAAGCUGCAGGGCAAUCAUUUGGUAAUGGCUACAGUAGUAGUGGAAACCCUAAUGAAAAAUCCCAAGGGAAAUACAUGCCUAAUCUUUCACAAGACUUGCAAAGCUGGUUUCAGCAGGGAAAUUGUGGCAACAACUUUUCCCGUUUUGAUUCCAACAACUUGUCACAUAAUUAUAACCAGAGUGGGAGCAUGAGUCAAAGCUCAAUGUCAAACUGUCAAAAUUAUUCAGCUUUCCAAGGGGAUAACAUCUCAUCAGCAAACUAUGAAGAGGGCUCUCAAUCAAUGGACUCAUUUGAAAUACAAACAAGGGAGGAACACCAAUGGGGUGCAUAUCCAGAUGACAAUAUGGAAGAUCUGCAGUCAGUGGCCUUCAGAUACAUCCAUCAUUAAUCUUCAAGAAAAUUCAGGGUUAGCUAGAAAAUUACAUAUAGCUUUACAAUUAUAAGUAAUUAUGAGAUCAGAAAGGGUUGAAGAUAAGAUAAUUUUGGUUGUUGUCUUGCAUUCAAGCAUGCAAUUUUCUGAGCUGCCAUAAAUUUUGUCAGCUAUAGAAACCCUAGAAAUGUUCUCCUCAUGAUCAGAAGCCUAGAAAUUCAACCUAUGAUUGUUUCCUAGCUUAUAUCUUUUCUCAGCUCUGGAUAGGUUGAAUUAAUGAUUGUACACUAGCUCUCUUAAAUCUAUAAAUAUGUCUUCUCGUGCAGACAAAUUCCACUUUCUUAAAA
Messenger RNA from Oldenlandia corymbosa var. corymbosa, 1131 nucleotides. The record is from the annotation of a GenBank genome assembly. NCBI's taxonomy places the organism in Eukaryota, Viridiplantae, Streptophyta, Magnoliopsida, Gentianales, Rubiaceae.